UUAACCAACUAUGUAUUUGUUAUAGUAGUUAGUUUCGCAUGAUACUCAUAUCUGCGUUAGACUAACAAAUACUAUACAUGGGUUGUAUUAGCAGUGGUGGAUGUAUAAAUGAAAACGGAUGCUCAUCUAUAUGAGAUCAUCUUGUUCCAUAUAUUAUUAUAGAAUAUUUGUCACAUCCAAGGCCAUACCACAAGGGUGAUAUCUUAUCUCAGGCACGCGCCGGGUUCAGCCUUGAAGUUGCAUACCACGGUGUGACAAAUGCUCCGUUAAUCAUUCAUCGCUACAUAUUCAGGCAUUAUCAUAUGGAUGUGAUUUAAUUUCAGUAUUUUAUAUACUGAUAUUGGAAGCACGCACAGUUCUAUCGACAGCUGUGAGUGGUAUUAUACUUCCCCAAAUACAUCCAUAUUCUGAGUCAGGAUGGGUAUAUUCAGAUCGGUAACCAUGUCCCACGGGACUUUGGUCAUUCCGCAAGAGAGGGCCAGGGAUUGCAUUGACCUGCUUUGCCGUAAUACCAACAUCCAGUUUGUCGACAUGAACGAACGAAGACUGGACAGGCCAUACAAGAAAUAUAUACAGCGUAUCCUUAAUAUGGAGCGCAUGAUAAGAGUAUUGACUGAAGAGGUUACCUCGUUGCCUGGUACCAUGAUUGUCAAAGAUAGGAUUGACGAUUUUCUACGUUAUGACAAGGUCUACCGACUGGAUCAGGUGGAAGAGUCACUAGUAAAACUUUAUGAACAGUUUGAAAAGUUCAAGCAAAAUGAUCUCAUGCUGAAAACGGAACUAGAGGAAGUCAUGAACGAAUACAGUGUGAUGCUAGUGGCAUUGAAGCAGCUCAAUGCUAGCAAAAAGCAGGGAUUCCUACCAACGGACACGCGUGUACAAAAGUCAUCAGGUAUGGAUGAAUCGGCAGAAUCUAACGCUCAAUUGUUGUCAGAGAGCGACGAAAACGGCGAAGUUCUGGACACUGAAAUGGUUAACAUUAGCCCUAGCCCUGAGAGUGACUCCAGCGGCUCGACACUGGCAUUUUCUAACAUAGCGGGUGUCAUAAGCGCUGAGGACAAGGACGCAUUUUCAAGAGCUAUUUUCCGUGCUAUGAGAGGUAACGUGUACACCUUUUUCCAGGACAGUCAAGUAAUCAAGGAGGCAAUCUUAUCACGAGGACUCAUCACUGAAGAAGAGGCCUCUAUUCGCGGGAACGAGGAAAAGAUUGUCUUUGUCAUUUAUUGCCAAUCGGCUAGCGGCAGUUCCACCUUCCAAAAACUCCAAAAGCUUUGCAAUGGUUUCCAGGCGAAGACCUUUGCCUGGUCUAAAUCACACAGUCACAUCAACCAGCGACUACAGGAGUUGGAAGAAAUUAUACGCGAUAGGCAAAAGGCUCUGAACGCCUUCAAAAGGUACUUCAGGGAAGAGAUUGCCUGCUUACUGGAAUGCCCGAGGCCCGAUGGAAACAGCGUGAUAGAGGAGUGGUCUCUGUUCUGCCGUAAAGAAAAGUAUAUCUACUAUAUCCUCAACCACUUCGAGGGAAGUGAUAUAACUCUCAGGGCAGACUGUUGGUUUCCUGAAGAAGAAGAGGAAACCAUCAGAACAUGCUUACAAGCUGAAAAGUCAGAGGGUCGUGUAAGCGCUUUGUUGUUGAUCGAUCACCAAUUUAAGGAAAGGAGGUACUUCGACGACCCAGCCACUAUGCCACCAACUUAUAACAAAAAUGAUGUUUUCACCUCUGCAUUCCAAGGCGUCGUGGAUACCUAUGGUGUCCCUCGUUAUAAGGAAAUGAACCCUACUCCUUUCACAAUCGUUACGUUUCCUUUCCUGUUUGGUAUAAUGUUUGGUGAUAUUGGACAUGGCAUGUGUGUUAUUUUAGCAGGCUUGUUCUUGAUAAUCCGCUAUCCACAGCUCAGGAAGAAAUAUAAUGACGAAAUGGCACUUAUGAUCUUAAAUGGACGUUACAUGAUAUUGUUAAUGGGUAUAUUCGCGACAUAUACAGGUUUUAUUUAUAAUGACUUCCUUUCGUUACCAAAUAACUUCUUCGGUUCAUGCUGGGUAAGGGAGCGCGCUGCCUUAGCCCAUGGAGCAGCUGCGGCAGGUGAAGUUACUGAAACAUUGGUAAAAUCUACAGAAUCCUUCCCAGUUUCUUUCGGUUUGGAUGUUGCGUGGAUUCAUGCCGUCAAUGAACAACCUAUGUUGCACUCGUUUAAGAUGAAAUUAUCUAUUAUCGUUGGUUUUCUGCAGAUGAUGAUGGGUAUUUUGCUAAAGGGUAUGAAUGCUAUUUACUUCAGGCAGCCGUUGGACUUUUUCUUCGAGUUCAUUCCUCAAUUAGUUCUCAUGUGCUGUUUUGUUGGUUACAUAACAUUCCUAAUUUUUUACAAGUGGCUUACCCCGGUAACUGCAGAUUACCCCAAGCCUUCAAUCAUUAUUACUCUGAUUGACAUGUGUCUGUUUAAGGAGUUGGCGGAACACGAUGUUAUGUACCCCGGUCAGCGUCAUGUUCAGAAGGUCCUUGUUUCCAUGAUGAUGCUUUGCAUUCCUUUGAUGCUUUUACCUAAGCCGUUGUAUAUGUGGUACCAACAGAGGAGAAGGAUCGUUAUUGGUGAUGACCAUCCUAAGGAUCACGAAAUGGUUUAUCGUGGCUAUGACGAUGUGGAGAACAAUGUCUCAGAAAUUGCUAACGCUGAAAUUAUUGACAGGGAAGAAAAUGCCGUAGAAACGUCUCCCUUUAAACGUGUAGCUACAGACAGUACUCGUUAUGAAGGAGAGUUUGCGGUAACUAUUCACAAUGAUGGUACCAUAUCGGAGGAUCACAGUGGUGGUCACAGCAUGACAGAUAUAUUCAUUCACCAGCUCAUUGAGACUAUUGAGUUCAGUUUGGGUAUAAUUAGUAACACUGCCUCUUAUCUCCGUUUAUGGGCGUUAUCGUUGUCUCACCAACAGCUAUCUGCUGUGUUCUUUAACCAAACGGUUUUACGUACACUAAGCGGUGAAUCUGGCGUCGUUGGUACUACUAUCUCACUAUUUUUCACUUCAACGCUCUUUGCUGUCAUCACUGCUGCUGUAAUGUUGGGUAUGGACACUCUCGAGUGCUACCUUCAUGCUAUGAGGUUGCAGUGGGUUGAAUUCCAAAACAAGUUUUACAAGGCUGAUGGCAAACCUUUCAAACCCUUUAAUGUCAAGGUUCUGCUUGAAAAUCCGGAAACAGAACAAUGAUUAACUUCGGAAAUUACGAAAACAUACAAAAUAAAAUACUAGCUGAUAUGUGGUAAUAUUCACAGCUGCUUAAUAUGUUACUAAUUGCAAACCUGUUUCGAUAAUGUUUAUAGUCAUGUUU
Molecule: messenger RNA, 3322 nt
Organism: Babesia bovis T2Bo
Lineage: Eukaryota; Apicomplexa; Aconoidasida; Piroplasmida; Babesiidae
Product: V-type ATPase 116kDa subunit family protein
Exons: 1
Coding region: 418-3201 (927 amino acids)
Biological process (GO): proton transmembrane transport; vacuolar acidification
Cellular component (GO): vacuolar proton-transporting V-type ATPase complex; vacuolar proton-transporting V-type ATPase, V0 domain
Molecular function (GO): ATPase binding; proton-transporting ATPase activity, rotational mechanism
Source: RefSeq, a predicted model, not a curated record